Messenger RNA from Exophiala spinifera, 1521 nucleotides. RefSeq lists its product as uncharacterized. Lineage: Eukaryota; Fungi; Ascomycota; Eurotiomycetes; Chaetothyriales; Herpotrichiellaceae. Gene Ontology annotation, biological process: positive regulation of transcription by RNA polymerase II. The record is from RefSeq and is a predicted model, not a curated record. Gene Ontology annotation, molecular function: transcription cis-regulatory region binding; DNA-binding transcription factor activity. The coding region runs from base 1 to 1521 and encodes 506 amino acids. The transcript has a single exon. Gene Ontology annotation, cellular component: nucleus.
AUGGAAUGGUCACCACAAGAGGCCGGUCUUCCUCCGCUACCGGCUCUCAAGGGAAAUUCUUCCGGCAACAAUGUUAUAAGUGGCAUCUUCGUCUCAGAGAAUCGCCGGAUUGAAUCACGGUACGAAAUCUUGGACCCGGACCCAAAGUCGCCCUCAGAUGUGAGCGGAGGGGAAUUUCAGCUGUCGCAUGGCGGCAGUGUACGAAAUGGACCAACGGUCCAGCAUCAUCCAACCGAGUCGGCUGGCAGUCCAGGCCCAUUGUAUCAUCAUCCUCCCAUCACGGACCCGACCGAGGCGUUCUUCAUGGAGCGAUACUGCAACAUCCUCGGCCCCUGGUUCGACAUGUUCGACACCAUCAGACACUGGUCUCACGCAGUGCCACACCUGUCGUUGUCCAACCCGUCCUUGUUCCGCUCCAUAAUUGCAAGCUGUUCAAAGCAGUAUUCCCUGGUGUCUGGAGAGAGCUCGAUCUACGCGCUCGACCAGUACAACCGCGGGCUGAAGGAGCUGACGCGAGCCCUGGGCGAGGGCGAGGGCAAUGGCAGCGAGUCGACGACGGGGCAUGCUGCGGUAUUUGCGUCCUGUUUGCUCAUAGGGUAUUGCGAAAUGAUCGAUGCCCAAAGUCUCGACUGGCACACGCACCUGAGCGGCACCUUCUCUCUGUGCUCAAGCCAGGGCUGGCAUGGGCGAUCCGGAGGCGUCGCCCAGUCGUGCUUCUGGGUCUACUGUCGGAUGGACCUGCUGGCCGCCAUAGCCAGGGCUCGACACACUUUGCUUGACCCAUCACGCUGGCUUCCCGAUGGAACUUCGCUGGCUCCUCCGCGCCAGCGUGCUCACGACUGGGACCUCGACUCAUGGUGCAACCACGUGGUAGUGCUCCUUGCUCAGACGCACAAUUUACUCUGUGACGUGCGGCAGCCUUUGCGUACCUCGACAGAGCAAUCGGAGCUCGAAGAGAGAUGGAACGGAAUGUCCACUUCUCUGGAUACACACGAGAGCAGCCGUCCGAUCGCUCUCCGCCCAAUCAUUGACUUGCCCCCAAAGGAUCCGCGGAUGCCCUUCAGGCAGAUAAUAUACGUGUCGGCCGCGGCAUGUGCAGCAACGCAGAUGAUGGAUCUGGCUUGUCUGUUCCUCAUCCUCGCCUUCCCAGACAGGACACCCGCCGAGAGGGCCGUCCGGCUCAUGUCCGAGUCCGUAUGCAGAGAAGCUGUCGGUCUGAGCCGCAAGAUCGUGUCGAAUAGCAUCGCGAAUCGACAUCCCAUCGCCUGGGCCAACGCCGUUCAGUUGUUGUCCAGCGCCGGAACGAUACUCGUCGGUCGACCUGAAAGGGAAGCGCUCCUACGGGUGUUGAAUGACAUCAAGCUUGAGACUGGCUGGAACACGCUCGGUAACUGCCAGAGUUUGCGGGCGUGGUGGGACUCUUUUUGGCCAGGGGCUGACGAUGGUCUCCAUACUACAGACGACGACGAUGUCAAGACACUGCUGCGUGUCGGGAAAAGCUUGAUCAGGCUUUCCACCUAG